CACGCUCAUGACCCCCUCUGCGCGCUCCAUCAACACGCAGGCCGAAGCCGACCAGGUCUCGCUGUUGGCGCCCUCGCGGAGCAGAGAUGGGCGUUCGCUGCCCACGCAGCCAUCUAGCAUCAUGGCCAGCUCGCGCACCCAGGCUUCGUAUGCGACAGCCAGAGAGGCUCCUGGCAGUUUCAAUUCUCAAUUAAGACCCGCAACGUCUCACGAUCAGCGAGCCCGCCCGGACUUUGAUACCCACACCAUCGUCAUUGGAGACGAUACCACCACCACCACCGAGCAACGCCAGGCUGAAUUGCAGGAUCGCAUCGAGAAAGAGACCAAGAUUAAGGUCGGAUCGGAGAAUCUACUUGAAGCAUUGAAUGCAAAGAAUGCAAAAAACACGAGGGAUCAGAGGCUACAGGUGGAAGAACAGCUGAACAUUUCUAACAGAAAGCUCGCCGCUCUGAAAACCGGCUUGGCAGCGGAAAUCCAGCGAGCAAAGGACGUCAAAUCCCCAUCAGAGGACCCGCAAAGUCGACUCUCUUAUCUUUUCCAGAGGAAUCUGUCCCGAUCACCGUCGCGUCAUGUCGCACAGCACGCGGAAGAGGAAGAGGCCGAGUCGCCUACAUUCGUUCUCGCAGAAAUCCUUCAAGCUCUGGAGGCGGAUGGUAUGCCUUCCGAGUAUUACGUCGAAAGAGCCAACUCUUUAGUCAGUCUCUUCAGACGGCAUCCUACGCUCAAGUACGAUCUUGCCUGGUCAAUCUUUGGUCUCCGAAUGCAAACCAUGCUACUGAGUGAUAGCCGAGAAGUUGUCGCUGCUGCAUACCGUGUGAUGCGUUAUGCCAUUGUAGACCGUAGAUCUUUACAAAUCAUUCGCGGGCUGAACACCGACUACCUUGUCAUGCUUUCUCUGGUCAAAGAGAGCAAAGCUAGCGUUGAGCGAGAGCAGGCGCUCAAAUUCGUUCGAGCCUUUGUCGACGCCAAAGGUGGAGGUGUGGAGGAGAUACCUCGCUCAAUAAUCCGCAUGAUUGUCGCUAUAGCGGAAAACACUGAUGAUCGUCUGCGGAAUAUAGCUGUUCUGACUUUGACAGAAAUACUUGUGAAAAAACCAGGCCUGGUCGUAUCGUCCGGCGGUAUGGGUACAUUGGCCGACGCCCUAGGAGAAGGAAAUUAUGCUGCUGCAGAAAGCGUAGGCAGCGCGUUCAUCUAUCUCCUGGAUACCCCACAACGUCGGAUGUUCCUGAGGUCCGGCCAUGAACUGGAGGCUCCAUUUGCCAUGUUUACGGAUGCGGGGACUUCGCACAGCCAUCUUCACGAAGACAAGUUGAAAUCCAACGCCAAAGUCAUUGCUUCAUUAUUUAGAAGUUGGUCUGGGCUGAUCACUCUGUGCAUGGACGACUUUUUGCCAAUCAGGUCCCUCCUCCUUUCAUUACAGAUCCCCACCCCCCACGUACGCAAUAUUCUCCUCGAGCUGCUAUCCGAUAUUCUCAGAAUCAAACCGCCCUCAUGGUCUUCUUCUUUCCUUGCCGGUCGACGGUUAACUACAUAUGGCCGAGUAACCAAUUUGAAGAAUCAGAUCCCAGAAGACAGUUCUACUUCCCAAAAGGACUCUACCAAUAAAUGGAACUUACUGGAGCAUUACGUCGCAUUGGUUCUGGCUGCAUUCCUACAUGCAGGGCUUGUUCCUGCGCUUUUACAAGCUGAAGAAGAACCUCUUACACUUCCCUUGAAACGCAAAACGACACUCCUGCUAGGGGAGGUUUUGAAAAUGGCUAAUGAGCUGUUGCCUUCUUCGUGGAGCUCGCAGCUUCAAGUACUGCCGCAACUGUUGAACUCAGCUGCCAAAUUUACUACGGAGCAUCGAUUCGUAGCCAUUGGAACUAUCUAUCAAGUAGAUAGUGUCAACAGGACACUCUACCGUUCUGGACCGACAUCAAUAUCCACGAACCCCACUGUCAAUCCCAAAACGGGAACAAGUACGGAUCAACAGUCUGAUCAAACCAAGACGCAAGCAGCUAUGCAAAUGGACGAGCCAACAUUCCGUAAUCUGAUGGUCGAUACUCAGGUUUUAAACACUGUCAGUUUCCAGAAAUGGAGAUGGGAUCUCAUCUUGAACGUCAUCAAUGGCCCUUUGCUCAAUCCGAAACGGCUUGAUGAGGCUAUGAAAGCGACCAAGUUCAUACAUAGGCUUCUAGGAUUUUAUCGACCAUUCAAAUACAGAUUCUCGGAUGUCAAGAAUACGAAACCGAACCAGCGAUAUGUUCGCGCUGGCUGUGCUUUGAUCCAUACAUUGCUCCAGAACCCUGAAGGUGCCAGACAUCUCGGAGAGAGUAAAUUCAUUCGUCAACUUGCGGAAUGUUUAUCCCAUUUCGAUAGGAUGAGCGGCUUGACAUCGGAAUCACCUAUGUUUCAUGUCGAUCGUAUGAACGACACUCUAACUGGCAGCUACUUUGCACUCUUGGGUGCGUUGACCAAAGAUCCAAAGGGGAUUCAAAUCUUGGAGAGGUGGAGAGUUCUGAAUAUGUUUUAUCACAUCAUCGAACUCAACGACCGAGAUGACCUCAUUCGGACCUUACUCAGCAACAUGGAUUACACCCUAGACGGCCAUCUACGCAUCAUCGUCUCGAAAGCCAUGACAUCGUGCUCAAAAGAAGUUCGCAUUUUUGCGACUCGUAUUCUCCGGAGAUAUGCCACGAAACCGAUGCAACCCUCGGGCACGCUGGGUGUCGCGGAAUGGGCGAUACGACUGCUGGUCACACAGCUUUACGAUCCCGACGUGGAAGUUUGCGAAGUGGCCAUCAAGAUUUUGGAGGAAGCUUGCAACCAGACCGAAUCUCUCGAAUUCGUUGUGAAAUGCCGGCCUGUGCUUGACCAUCUGGGAGAAAUCGGUGCCCCUCUGCUGCUGCGCUUCCUGUCCACUUCGGUAGGCUACCACUAUUUGGACGGCCUCGAUUACAUCACCAAAGAAAUGGAUGACUGGUUUUUAGGCAGGAACGAUACCUACGUGGCCUUGAUUGAAGCGUCUAUGGCACGCGCGCUUGCGGACAUCCUGGAAAAACCCCAAGCUCAGACGUCUUAUGACGAAGUACCUGAAGUGCCUGAGUACGGUAUAGUGCCACCGCACUUUUACCGCGAACUUACACGAACCAAAGAAGGAUGCAAACUUCUCAAGCAGAAGGGACACUUUGAUGAGUUUGCGUCGACCAUUCGCGAGUUCGCCAAGGAGAGCGAAGACGCUGAACUGAUUCUCAAAGUCAAGGGUUGCCUAUGGGCUGUUGGCAACGUCGGUUCGAUGGAAUUGGGUGCACCGUUUCUCGAGAGUUCGGAUGUGGUGAAAUGGAUCGUUAAGAUCGCCGAAAGCAGCGAAGUCAUGUCACUCCGAGGCACGGCAUUUUACGUGUUGGGACUUAUAUCACGGAGUCUUCACGGGCAGGAAAUCCUACUUGAAUUCGGAUGGGACGGUGUCAUCAACGAGGCGGGCAUUGCUCUCGGGUUCUGCUUACCGCUGGACUUCAAAAAACUCUUCUCGAUGACUCCCUGGAAAGCUAAGCCUGUCGAUGUCUACCUGCGUGGUAAACCGGAGGUCAGGAUUGCAGUUACAGAUAGCGAUCCUGUGAAUGCGCGUAUACUUAAGCUUGUGACGGACUUGGGAAAUACGGUACUGGCCAAGAAAGCGGCGAAUGACCUGCAGAUGAUCAAAGCAAAGAAGGCGCCGGGUUUCUCGAAGCCAGCUCUAUUCCACAAGGUCAUGCAGGUGCUCGAAGCGCACCAUUUCCGGUUACCGGCGUGCCGAUUCGUGCUGGAUUUGUUCGACAAGUCGGUUCUACAGGCGAUUGUGCUAGAAGAAGAAAGUCAUGAAGAAGACAGCAGCGAGUCGGAAUCGGAUGAGGAACGAAGGAGCACGACGAACGGUGGUGAGGAGACGUGA
Periconia digitata is the source of this 3913-nucleotide messenger RNA. NCBI's taxonomy places the organism in Eukaryota, Fungi, Ascomycota, Dothideomycetes, Pleosporales, Periconiaceae. The record is from the annotation of a GenBank genome assembly.